AAAAUGCCAGUGUCAUUUGUUGAGCCUGCUUCAGCAGCAGAGCCUUUAGCCAUUGUUGGCCUUGCAACCCGUUUUCCACAAGAAGCCUAUAACACAGAAAAGCUAUGGCAGUUUUUACUGGCGAAGCGAUGUGCCCAUACACCAAUUCCUGAAGACCGAAUGGGCCCAGGUCAUUACCAUCCUGAUCCUGAACAUGGCGGCACACAUGCUGUCGCAGGCGGUCACUUUCUUGCCGAAGAUCCAGCAUACUUCGACUCUUCCUUCUUUGGAAUCACAAAAGGCGAAGCCAUGUCACUGGAUCCUCAACAACGCGUGGUACUGGAAAAUGUGUACCUUGCUCUUGAAAACAGCGGCUUCACAUUGGAGCAAGUCGCAGGAUCCAAUACUUCGGUUUACGUCUCUGGCUUCAACCACGACCACCUAGCCAUCCUGAACAGCGAUCCAGAGACAACGUUGAGACAUCGCGUUACUGGCCUUACCAACUCAAUGCACAGCAAUCGUGUAUCGUGGUUUUUCGACCUAAAGGGACCAAGUGUGACUAUCGAUACAGCGUGCUCUAGCUCCAUGGCUGCUUUACAUUUUGGUAGCCAGAGCCUACGAACAGGGGAGAGCGAUAUGUCUAUCAUUACUGGAGUAACAAUUCUCAAUUACCCUGGCGACGUUAAUGGCAUGUCGCAUCAAGGCUUCCUCAGUCCCGAUGGUCGAUGUUUCAGUUUCGAUCACCGCGCCAAUGGCUUUGCUCGUGGAGAAGGAGCAGGCACAGUGAUUGUAAAGCGUCUUAGUGAUGCCCUUCGCAAUGGUGAUACUAUCCGCGCAGUCGUUCGUGGCACAGGUAUCAACCAAGACGGCCGCACUCCCGGCCUGACUCUUCCAAGUAGCGACGCACAAGAAAGAUUGAUAAGAACCACAUACGCGUCUGCCGGACUCAACUUUGACGAUACCACAUUAGUAGAAGCACAUGGUACUGGCACGAAACAAGGAGACGCGAUUGAAGCCCGCGGAAUCGCACAGGCAUUCAAAUCAAGGCGAAAAGAUAAACCGCUUUAUCUAGGUUCGGUAAAAGCGAGUGUAGGCCACUUGGAAGGUGCCGCUGGUGUUGCAGGAAUCAUCAAAAGUGUGCUGGCACUAGAGAAUGGUAUCAUUCCGCCGCAAGCCAAUUUCGAAAAGGCAAACCCCAAGAUUCCCUUCGAGAAAUGGAAUCUUUCUAUUGCCGAUAAGGCUGUUCCAUGGCCUACAUCAGGUCUCCGUCGAGUGUCAAUUAACUCUUUCGGUGUAGGAGGAACGAAUGCACAUGCUAUCCUGGAUGAUGCUUACCACUACCUGAGAGAUCAUGAGCUGACUGGAAAUCACCGCACGGCCAUUACGGCACCCUCCAUAGAGAAGAUUGAUUCUCUGAGCCGGGCUGCGGAAGCUCUUAUAGUCCCUUCUGAGCAGCUCAGCGAAACCCCACACUUGAAUGGAGACGCGAGUGCUCUAAAACAGAAUGGGACCCACACACAAUCGAAAACCAACGGCCAUGCUCACGCUGGUAAUGGUGUUGACAAAGGCCAUAGUCUGAGAAGUUGGGUGUCGGCUGAACAUAUACCAAAACCUCCUCAACUCAUUGGACUCUCCGCCUUUGAUGAAGCAGGUGUGUCAAGGAAUGCCGAAACACAGCUUGAUUUCUUCAAGUCCCAUUCUACAUACCCUUCAUCCUUCUUAAACGACUAUUCUCACACUUUGAAUCGGCGUUCUCAGUUCAGCUGGCGCAGUUUUCUCCUUGCUGGAGACACCUCUGAUAUGGUUGAGGCCCUUCCAAACGUUCACACAAAAGCUAUCCGAGCCCGCGGACCCGUAUCUAUCGCCUAUGUCUUCACGGGCCAAGGGGCUCAGUAUGCAGAGAUGAGCCGAGAGCUCUUCGUGUAUCCCAUAUUCCGUGAGAGCAUAACGCAAGCAAGUCAGUUGUUUACAUCUUUGGGCGCAACCUGGUCGCUUCUCGACGAACUGUCCCAAACUAAAGAAAAAAGCAAUGUCAAUGAGCCUUGGUUAUCGCAGCCUGCGUGCACGGCGGUGCAGGUGGCAUUAGUAGAUCUGCUACGGUCAUGGGGCGUGAAGCCAUCAAGAGCUGUAGGACACAGCUCCGGAGAGAUAGCUGCAGCCUACGUUUCCGGAAAGCUGACUCGUGAGUCUGCAUGGCGCGUGGCAUACUACCGAGGAGUAGUAUCUGCGAAACAAAGCGAACAAAAGGGUACAAUGCUAGCUGUCGGGUUGUCCGAACAUGAUGCCCGGCCAUAUGUGGACGCUUUGGCUAAGAAAGGGGUCCUAGUGGUUGCCUGCAGCAACAGUCCGAGAAACUGUACCAUUUCAGGAGAUGAGCAUUUGGUCUCGGAACUGCAUGACUUGCUACAAGAGAAGGAAAUCUUUGUGAGAAAAUUGGCUAUCCAAAAAGCGUACCACUCGCCGCACAUGGAUCAUGUUGCGGAAGAGUAUGCCGCACUUUUGGAUGGUAUAUCACCGGACAAAUCCAUCCCACCGAACACCGUGGAUAUGGUUUCAACGGUGACUGGAACUUUCGUUACUGAAGAACUACUCGAUGCUGAGUACUGGGUCAAAAACCUGGUUUCCCCAGUUCGGUUUUCGGAUGGUUUGACAGCAACAUGUUUCCGUUCCGCACAAAAAGGCCAGGUUUCACUCCGAGUUGACGCUCAGGGUGGCAACCAUUUCGCGGAUAUUGUGUUGGAACUUGGUCCUCAUGGCGCUCUCCAAAGUGCUAUCAAGGAUAUCCUUGCUACCCAGCCCAGUGGAUCCAGUAUAACCUCAUUCCCUGUUUUGAAUCGAUCCAAACCCGGGCCUGAGACGCUGCUGACUGCACUGGGACAUAUCUGGUCUCGUGGAUAUCCAAUUAGCCUUCAAAAGGUUAACGAAAGCACCCAGUCUGAGCCAAAUGCCCUACUGACUGAUAUACCUGGCUACACUUUCAACCACUCUCAACUUCUCUGGUAUGAGAGCCGUCUGAGUCGUAAUUACCGGUUGCGCAAAGCGCCUCGUCAUGACCUCUUCGGUGCGCCUGUACCAGACUGGAACAAAGAGCGCCCUCAAUGGAGAAAUGUCCUUCGACUGAACGAACAGCCCUGGCUGCGUGAUCACAUUGUCACCAAUUCCCAUGUCUAUCCAGGUGUAGGUUACCUCAUCAUGGCCAUCGAAGCAAUCCAGCAAAUUGCCGACGAAGGUCUCGAAAUCACUUCCUUCCGCCUGAGAGACAUUUCGAUCAAACGCGCAAUGAUUGUUCCGGAUAGUAAAGACGGAUUGGAAGUUAUGCUUUCGAUGAACCGAGUAGACGAGUCCAGCAUAACUGUCUCGAACACUUGGCGCCGAUUCCAGAUCUCAUCUUACAAUCCUGCUGGCGAUGACUGGAUUGAGCACUGCACAGGAUACAUCGCUGUGGAAUAUGCUACGACUACUGGCCCUGUUGACAAUGGGCUAGAAGCUCGAGAGGAGUCAGCCAAAAGACGCCGAGAAUUACAAGAUGCCGAGCACAGAUGUCAGGCAACGUUUGAUAUGUUCCGUGCGUAUGAGAAUAUGGCCACAGUAGGACUCCAGUUUGGCCCAUUGUUCCGUAAUGGGUCAGACGCCAGGGGUACUGGUGAUCAAGGCGGAGCAGUCAUCGGGCGAGUAACAGUGCCAGAUAUUGCGGCGUCAAUGCCCAAGCAGCACGCCUCGCCACAUCUGAUACAUCCUGCUACGUUCGACAGCAUGAUUCAUUUUGCUCUUGCCGCUAUCAUGGAUCUCUUCGGUGCUACAAGCCUCGAAAACCCGGCAGUUCCAACUUUCAUCAAAGACGUUUGGCUAUCAGCAGAGCUAAGCCCACUGCCCGGCCACAAGUACAAAGUACAUGGUCGAACUGAGCGAGUUGCUUUUGAGAAGUAUGACAACGACGUACUUGUUUGGGACGAAGCAACCGGUGAUACUAGGAUUUCAGUCACUGGUAUUCGCGCCACACCGCUCGACUCUGCCGAUCAGCGAGCAGCGACUAGCAGAGAGUUGUGUCACGAGGUCAAGUGGCCCGUUUAUCUCGAGACAAUUUCUCAAGCAGACUUAAUUCCAGAAGAACGUCCCGUAGGAUCAGACAGCCUAACAGCCGAAUGGGUACACCGAUUGCAACUAGCCACUCUCUGCCUUGUCCACGACGCGCUGGACGAGUAUAGAAAAGCCCCAAAGACCCUCCAAGGCCAUCUUCAAAACUACUUCAACUGGCUAGAGCAACUAGAACACUGGACCAAAGAAGACAAAAUUUCAUCAGUCCCACGCUCCGACUUCGAAGCCAUUCGCCACAACGACGCCGCCAAAACCAACAUCUACACCCAAAUUCAAGCCUACAAAGCCGAAGGUCGUCUAGCCUACCGAAUGGGCUCAAACAUUGUUUCCGUCCUCCGCGGCGAAACCGACCCCCUCCAACUCAUGUUCGGCCAAGACGACAUCCUCGACCAAGUCUACGCCGACCUCGUGCGCCUUGGAGACCUCCCCGAACUCCUAUCAAAAUACCUGCAUAUCCUCGGUGAAAACCGCACCAACCUACGCAUUCUCGAAGUCGGUGCUGGAACCGGAUCGUCCACUGAAGCUGUGAUCCGGAACUUGGCCCCGGUAUCUGAAGACGGCCGGCUGUUGCAAUCUAGCGUCCUGCAGUACACAUAUACAGAUAUAUCGUCCGCCUUUUUCGACAAAGCGCGCGAAAAAUUCAAGGCGUGGCAGUCGAUUUUCGAAUAUAAAGUUUUGCAUGCGGAGAAGGAUGUUGAGAGUCAGGGGUUCCAGGCUGGAACUUACGACGUUGUUGUGGCACAGAAUGUUAUUCAUGCGACUGAGGAUUUGCAUUCUACGCUGUCGAACUUGAGAAAGCUGCUUAAGCCUGGUGGAAGAAUUGUGAUUCAAGAGGGUAUGAGGCAGGAUUACUUUUGGUCAGCGUUGGCGUUUGGGCAGCUGAGUGGUUGGUGGCUUUCGAAAGAGGAGACGAGGAAGUGGAGUCCGUUUGCUUCGAAAGAGCAGUGGGCGACGCUUCUGAGUGGAGCUGGUUUUGAUGGAGUUGAGCUGGAGUUAAAGGAUGCUCAAAUUGAUGUGUCGCAUACACAGAGCAUUCUUGUGUCGCGUGCUGUUGAGCAGAACGCGGCAUUGGAAGUGCAAAAGGACAAAGCAGUUAUGAUUGUUCCCGAAUCAUUGGACAAGGGUUUGGUCUCAGGGCUGCAGCAGGAGUUGGAGAAGACAUUUCAGAGUGGAAGUAUCUCCAUCGCCUCAAUCCGUGAGCUGAAAGACCAAGAUUUGAGCCAGACUCUAUGUGUCUCACUCUUGGAGCUGGACACCCCUAUUCUCUCAACCCUGGCUUCAGAAGAUUACGAAGGCGUCCGAAAGGUGCUAACAGAAUGCCACGCCCUUCUCUGGGUCACAGGCGACAUGUUAGAAACCCCUGAAAACAGCAUGGCCCUCGGUCUCAUCCGCACCGUGCGAUGGGAACGGGAUCUCGAUGACGCAAACCUCGUUACUCUAUCCAUCGCAACCCCCCGCCCCAACACUGCUAAUCUCAUCGAAUGCAUAAGCAAACUCAUCAACCUCCAAUUCGCUAACUCUGUCCUCAAAGAAGAAAAGCAAGGCGAAUACCUCUUCAAAGCCGGAUCGUACUUCACCAGCCGCCUGCACUCAAGCACUACCGGAAACCACUUCCUUGCCUCCCAAUUCAGCACUCCCCAGCCCAUCCCCACAGCCUGGAAAGACGCUGGCAGGCCAGUCAAACUUUCUUCGGCCUCACCUGGUCAGCUCGAUCGCCUCCAAUGGGUCACCGACCCCGUCUACACCACACCCCUAGACCCCACACACGUCGAGAUCGAAAUCAAAGCCAUGGGCCUCAACUUCCGCGACCUGAUGAUUGCAAUGGGCGAACACAUGGCUUACAGCAUCGGGUGCGAAGCCGCGGGCGUCAUUUCCCGUAUCGGCUCGCAAGUCACUGAUGUCGCAGUCGGAGACCGCGUCACGUACAUCACCGGACUGGAUCAUGUCGGUUGUUUCCACACGUUUGGACGAGUGGACCAGUCGGUUGUGACGAAGAUUCCUGAUUCGAUGGGCUUCAGCGAUGCAGCUGGACUGCCGGCUGUGUAUGUUACGGUGCUUUAUGCGCUGAGAGAUGUGGCGAGGUUGGCGAAGGGGGAGAAGGUGCUGAUUCAUGCUGCGGCAGGAGGUGUGGGACAAGCGGCGAUUAAUUAUGCGAAGAGUGUUGGGGCGGAGAUAUUUGCUACAUGUUCGACGCCUGAGAAGAGAGAUGUGCUCGUGCAAAACUACGGUAUCCCGGAAGAUCACAUUUUCUCGAGUCGAGACUUGAGUUUCGCAAAGGGCAUUCGACGAGUAACUGGCGGGUAUGGAGUCGAUGUUGUGCUCAACUCACUUGCUGGCGAUGCUUUGCGAUGCUCCUGGGAACUUCUCGCACCCUUCGGACGUUUCAUUGAGAUCGGAAAAAAGGACAUUCAAGCCAAUUCCAGGAUCGAACUACAACCUCUUCUGCGAGGCACUUCCAUGACUUGUGUCGACUUAGUUACAAUGAUGAAGUGUCGGCCACAACUAGUCAAGCAGCUUACUGACGACACAGUACGCCUAUGGAGCGAAGGCGUUGUCAAAACCGCAAAACCAACAACAGUCUCGCCGCUUUCGAAACUAGUUGAGGGCUUCCAAACUCUACAGUCUGGACGCGGAACUGGUAAAAUGGUGUUUGUGCCACAUGCUGACGAUAUUGUCCCGAUCGUGCCGGAGCAGCAAACCCCAUUCUACUUCAAGCCAGACGCAACAUACGUCCUGAGCGGUGGACUGGGAGGAUUGGGGCGAAGUAUUGCAAGAUGGAUAGUGAACAGGGGUGCCCGCAACCUAUUGUUCCUAUCGCGCAGUGGCAAGAUCACUCCGGCCGUUGCAGAGAUGGAGAAGCAUCUGGUUGAGCAAAAAUGUCAAGUCCGCAUUGAGAAAUGCGACGUCACUGAUUCAGCCGAUCUUGAGAGAGUUCUGAAGGAAUGCAAGUCUUUGCCACCCAUCAAGGGUGUGAUUCAGGGAGCUAUGCAACUAUCGGAUUCCAUCUUCGAAAAUAUGACCUACGAAAACUACAUGUCCGCCGUAAACCCCAAAGUCCUCGGCUCCUGGAACCUCCACAAGCACCUCCCCAAGGACCUCGACCACUUCGUCCUCCUUUCCUCCGCAACCGGCAUACUCGGAAACCGCGGACAGGCCAACUACGCCGCAGGAAACACCUACCAAGAUGCUCUCGCAGCAUAUCGCCGCUCCCAAGGCCUCGCAGCCUCCACUAUCGACGUCGGCGCCAUACUCUCCGUCGGCUACGUCGCCGAGAACUCCUCGCGCGUUGCAAUCAACAAAGGCGUAAGCGUCGAACUCGAGCAAAUACGCGAAGAAGAACUGCAUGCGAUCCUCGAAUAUAGCAUUGAUCCACGCCAGAAUCCUCCCGCGCAGAUCGUUACUGGUCUGGCUAAUAGAGACAAAUACCAGCACAAGGGAAUGCCGACGCCAUCAUUCAUGAGUUUCCCUCUCUUUGCGCAUCUAAACAGUGAGACCUUGACUGGUGCUGCGUCGUCUGAGAGCACUGAGAUACCCGUGGAAGCUUUGCUUGCUCAAUCGAAAACAUUGGACGAAGCAGCUGAUAUCAUUACAACGGCGGUGAAGGGCAAACUGGCGAGUUUGCUGUCGAUAGCAGCGGCGGAUAUCGAUGAGGACAAGUCGAUUAGUGCGAAUGGUAUUGAUUCGCUAGUGGCUAUAGAGUUCAGGACAUUCCUUGCAAGGGAAGUCAAGGCGGAUGUGCCCAUGUUGGAUGUUAUGGGGACUUCGACGAUCAAGGUGUUGUGCAGGAAGAUUGCUACAUUGAGUCGCGCGGUGGAUGUCAAGCAAGAUGAAAAGGGUGGCGAAUAG
Bipolaris sorokiniana ND90Pr is the source of this 7920-nucleotide messenger RNA. It is a transcript of the gene PKS2, whose product is annotated as polyketide synthase PKS2. The record is from RefSeq and is a predicted model, not a curated record. Lineage: Eukaryota; Fungi; Ascomycota; Dothideomycetes; Pleosporales; Pleosporaceae. Gene Ontology annotation, molecular function: phosphopantetheine binding; 3-oxoacyl-[acyl-carrier-protein] synthase activity; oxidoreductase activity. The coding region runs from base 4 to 7920 and encodes 2638 amino acids. The transcript is spliced from 7 exons. Gene Ontology annotation, biological process: secondary metabolite biosynthetic process; fatty acid biosynthetic process.